Punica granatum (pomegranate) is the source of this 913-nucleotide messenger RNA. Lineage: Eukaryota; Viridiplantae; Streptophyta; Magnoliopsida; Myrtales; Lythraceae. The record is from RefSeq and is a predicted model, not a curated record.
CUCCCAUGCCAAACUAAUGAGCCUUAAUUCGAAGAGAACAGAUUCGUUCCCAAACUCGGAGUCUCGGGCCACUGUUCUGGUCGGACCCUAUGCGGUUGGACCCGACAGAAAACGGGUUCGGUUCUGUUUGAGGUAAUUCAAGAAGACCCGUGGUGCCUUGUGUAAUUACCUCUAUGCCCUUGAGGGGGAAGAGAGGACUGACUGCGGAGGGUGAAAACGGGGGGGACGGCGAGGAAGGAGGAGGAGAAAGGCGCAGUUGACAGUGGGCUGAGCUGAUAGGGCAGACUGACUGUGUGAGUGAUCUGUUAGGGUUUUGAGAGGGGAGAAGAAGGGAUGAAGGGAGUGGUGGGGAUGGUGGUGUCGAACAAGAUGCAGAAGUCGGUGGUGGUGGCGGUGGACCGGCUAUUCCACAACAAGCUCUACAACCGCUACGUCAAGCGGACCUCCAAGUUCAUGGCCCACGACGAGCACAACCUCUGCAACAUUGGCGACCGCGUCCGCCUCGACAAUUCCCGCCCCCUCAGCAAGCGCAAGCACUGGGUCGUCGCCGAGAUCCUCAAGCGCGCCCGCAUCUAUACCCCUCCCUCUCCCGCCGCUUCCAAUCCCUCUGCUCCUUCCGCCGCCAAGUCCUCCCCCUCCCCGCCUUCCUCUUCGUAGGCCACCACAGGAAAGGUAUUCAAUGGGAAAUGAUCGGAGUGGAACCGCUCGAGCUUAGUUUCAGCUUCCAGAUUAGAUAGUGGUUGGUAUCUGCUAUGAUUUCAGACUACUGAAGAUUGAGUUCAUGUGUAUGUCUGUUCUGGACAGUCUGCUUCCGAGCUGAGAUCAUGUUUACGACUCAUGUUUACAAAACAUGUUACCCGAGGAGUUUUCGUUAUUUUGAUUUUGUUUGGAAAUUAACAUGAUGUCAUCCAGC